AUGCCUCCACCGACAACCUCCUGGCUGGCUUCGUCCCCGGUGACCGCUCUCUCCUCGGCCACAGAGAAGGUCAUGACCGACGACUCCAUCCCCCGUAGCCAGGACCACAGAUCCGCUUCCCCUCAUUCUUUUCCCCAUGAUCUGCUCAAUGUCUGGCUUCCAAGUGCUCCUGUUGUGAUAGUGGAAGCUAAUUCAAGGAAGGUGGGCAAAGUCCUAUUUAAGCCAAUAAGCAGUGAAUGUGUUGGUGUUGACAACAAGGGUGUGAACCGCCUGAUCUCCAAGAAGAUCGUCAAACGGAAGAAGAAGGGCUCUGAUGAUUCCUCUGGUGAUGAGUAUCCAGAUAUAAUAGAGAAUGGCUGCCCUGCAGAGGUACUCUCGUACUCGGAUGAUAACAGUGCUUUGUUGGAAGAUGCAAGCAGUUCUAGUGCCAAGAGGUGA
Molecule: messenger RNA, 438 nt
Organism: Miscanthus lutarioriparius
Lineage: Eukaryota; Viridiplantae; Streptophyta; Magnoliopsida; Poales; Poaceae
Source: the annotation of a GenBank genome assembly